AUGAUAGGGGACGUACGCGAGGAGGACGAGUUGAACCAAGUUGAUGUCUUUCAUGCUAACUCCAGUACAAAGCGUCUUGUGGAUGAGGAAUGUUCUAAGUAUACUGCCCGCCGCAGGAAAGAAGCCAAUGCAGACGAGUCUACUUAUUCGUACCUGCGGUCCAUUGACAGCGCAUUAUCAAGGUUGGAUGGCCAUAUAUCGGAUUUAGAUAUUCGUGUCUUCAGUAUGGAGGAAAACAUGACUGACAUGAAAGGGCAAUUGUCGGCCAUCCUUUCAUUGUUGCAGUCAAUGCACAAGGGUUCCACAGUGAAUGAGGAGACGACCAGGUCACCCAUCCCAUCUCGGGAGCUCGAUACGACUGCGACUGUCUCUGACACUCCCAUCCCCCCUCUACAGCCUGAUACCACCCCUUCACCUACUCCUAACCCCCCUGUACAACCCGAUACCACCAUUACCACGACAUCACCGAUUGACGUCGAACCUAUACAGGCCAAUGUUCCACAGACAGAGCCCGACAUGUCUGCCUUACUCACCAUGCCAUCUACAGAGGCUGAUAUGUCUGGCAUCCCAGAGGCAGACACUUCUAGGAUUGUUACGACCACAGAAGAAGUUCCACUGAGUCACCUUAAUGCUCGUGGUGGGGUAUUUAAAAGAAUAAAGAAUAAGUCACUUCUGGAGGCUGCCCUAGCUUGGAAAGAUGAAGACACGUAUAAGGACUACGUCACCGGUAAAUUCGAUGUCAAAUGGGCAGAUGUGAUUUCAUUUACACGGUGA
Messenger RNA from Benincasa hispida (wax gourd), 774 nucleotides. NCBI's taxonomy places the organism in Eukaryota, Viridiplantae, Streptophyta, Magnoliopsida, Cucurbitales, Cucurbitaceae. The record is from RefSeq and is a predicted model, not a curated record.